AUGGCUUACAACAAGUCCUACAACCCCGAUGCGCUGCCAGCUCACGCUGAGCCAGAAGAGGUCGCGCAGAUGUUAGGCAACAUGAAUGUAUCAGGCCAAAGCCACGCUCCGAGCCACGCCCCGAGCCACACCCAGAGCCUCAACCAAAAACCGCUCCCUUCUCGCCCACCACCGCAAACAACUCACAGCAGCGGUGUUCCUCCCCGAGUUCCUGUAUCCAGCGCUCCCCCGCAGCACGCAUACGCCGCAGCGCCCCCACGCCUUGAUCCCCAACCCCACCAGUCCCACUCCCACUCCCACUCCUACAGCGGCCGCUCCUCUUCAGCAAACGCGCCUCCGCCGAGCCAACCCCCAAGCCAGUCUCAGUCUCGACCUCACCCUCUACACCCCUCCCCGCCACCCCAAAACUACGGGUUCGGCCCCCCGCCAGUGCACCCCCAGCGCAACCGGCCCCCGCCCUCAUCACGGCCUCCUCAAUCGCCCGUCCCACCGCCAUUGACAGCACCCAGCGAUGACCCCCAACAACUCUUCCCUCUCUUCCGCGCCGCGAACGCAUCCCACUCCGGCGCCCUCACAGAAGGGGAGCUUGGCAGCGCGCUCGUGAACGGCGACUACACGUCCUUCCACCCGCGGACAGUCAGGCUGAUGAUCCGGAUGUUCGACCGUGACGGCAGCGGGACAAUCAACUUCGACGAGUUCGUCUCGUUGUGGCGGUAUCUGGCUGCGUGGCGGGAGCUGUUCGAUCGUUUCGACGAGGACCGCAGUGGACGUGUUAGUCAGCCAGAGUUUGAGAAGGCGCUUGUUGCGUUCGGAUACCGUCUUAGUGGGAAGUUUAUUUCUAUUAUCUUUGGUGUUUUUGAAGGCAAGGCCAAGCAGAUGAGCAAUACGCCUAAGGAUUCUAGGUCUACUGGUAUGAGCUUUGAUCUUUUCGUUCAAGCUUGUAUUAGUCUGAAGCGUAUGACGGAUGUCUUUAAGAGAUAUGAUGAUGAUCGGGAUGGGUAUAUUACUCUGAGCUUUGAAGAAGCUUUGACUGAGAUUCUUCUAUUGCAGGAGUAA
Molecule: messenger RNA, 1056 nt
Organism: Penicillium samsonianum
Lineage: Eukaryota; Fungi; Ascomycota; Eurotiomycetes; Eurotiales; Aspergillaceae
Product: EF-hand domain-containing protein
Exons: 4
Coding region: 1-1056 (351 amino acids)
Molecular function (GO): calcium ion binding
Source: RefSeq, a predicted model, not a curated record